AUGGGUAAAACCAAUAUCGGAGAAGAGCAAGAGGAGACGCACUUGACUCUCGCCAAAAUUUCUGGCAUUGUGGAGAAUGGUGACGUAACCUCUGCCGCGAAGCUGACGUUGCAAAAUGCCGGAAUAUCCUCAUCAGAUGACCUCUACUCCAUGAAAUCACUACAAAGUUUGUCACUGGCCGGGAACAAGUUGAAAGAGUUUGAUUUUUUAACGCAAAACUACAACCUCACGGUGCUAGACCUAUCUAGAAACCGUAUUCAAAAGUUGCCUAAUAUGGCAAACUUUACCAAUCUUACGUUGCUCAACCUCGCUAACAACGAAAUCAGUGAUAUGACACCUGUUACAUGCCUGAGCAACCUUAAGGUCCUCAUCCUCAACAACAACAAGAUCAAGGUUAUGUGCAAUCUCAGCAAACUUGAGAAUCUGGAAACUAUAAUCCUUAGUCAUAACGACAUUGAUACUGUAAAGCUGCCAUUGAAAACAAUGUGGAAACUGAGGAAAAUCACACUCAGUCACAAUAUGAUAAGGGAGUUUCCGCUGACGGACAAAGUUCCGACCUUGCAAGAGCUCCGACUUAAUUCGAACCGAAUACUCGCUCUGCCGCAGAACAUCGAUUGUAUGGCAUCACUAAAGCUUUUAGACGUAGGAAACAAUCGCAUAGUUGACAUGAAACCUUUGACAAAGCUUCACAAUCUACAAAAUUUGAAUGUUUUCGGGAACCCGGAGCCGCAACUCAAAUUAGAAGAUAUCAAACCUCAUUUGCCAUUUCUCAAGGUUUUCAACUCUACUAAUCUGGUAGGAGGCGGCAGCUCCAAAAGGAAUGCAGCUAGAGUUGUGAAAGCUACUGAUGUGUUGAAAAAACGCCGGGAUGUGCCGGAAGCAGAGAGCCAGAGGAACAAACAGCCGAAGAAGAUAAAAGUUGCGAAAGGGAGAAAGAUGCACGACCAUUGA
Messenger RNA from Babesia sp. Xinjiang, 951 nucleotides. It is a transcript of the gene inlA, whose product is annotated as Internalin-A. Gene Ontology annotation, molecular function: protein binding. Bases 1 to 951 code for a protein of 316 amino acids. The transcript has a single exon. Lineage: Eukaryota; Apicomplexa; Aconoidasida; Piroplasmida; Babesiidae. The record is from RefSeq and is a predicted model, not a curated record.